GAGAGAGAGAGAGGAAAAAAAAAAAAAGCCAAAACAAAAGGGAGCCGCUUCUCCCGGUGCAGCGGCAGGAACUGCAAGCAUGAUGGCGGCAGCUCCCAUCCAGCAGAACGGGACCCAUACGGGGGUUCCCAUAGAUCUGGACCCGCCGGACUCGCGGAAAAGGCCGCUAGAAGCGCCCCCUGAAGCCGGCAGCACCAAGAGGACCAACACGGGCGAAGACGGCCAGUACUUUCUAAAGGUUCUCAUACCUAGUUAUGCUGCUGGAUCUAUAAUUGGGAAGGGAGGACAGACAAUUGUUCAAUUGCAAAAAGAAACUGGAGCCACUAUCAAGCUGUCUAAGUCCAAAGAUUUUUAUCCAGGUACUACUGAGAGGGUGUGCUUGAUCCAGGGGACAGUCGAAGCACUGAAUGCAGUUCAUGGAUUCAUUGCGGAAAAAAUCCGAGAAAUGCCCCAAAAUGUGGCCAAGACAGAACCAGUCAGCAUUCUACAACCUCAGACCACCGUUAAUCCUGACCGCAUCAAACAAACAUUGCCAUCUUCCCCAACUACCACCAAGUCCUCUCCAUCUGACCCCAUGACCACCUCCAGAGCUAAUCAGUGAGGGCACAUCCAGAAUGAUGCAGCCAUCACUUUUCUCUGAAGAAUGUGGUAGUGUGGAGGUGAGAAGAAUGCAUUUUCAAGGCUCGCUUCCUGCUUCUGUUCCCCCAUGCUUUAAUUCUGUGGCAUAGAAACUCACCAAGGAUAGGACUGCCCGUGGUUUUAAAUGUCUCCUAUGCUCUGUUAGUGUUUGAUUUCUCAGCUGGACAGAUAAGUACAUCAUAAACAAGACCAAUGAUUUUCUCAAAGCAAGAUGCUAACUAGAAAGCCAAUCUGCUAAUUUUUGUCUCUGAAAUUAGAUUUGUAGUUUACUUAUAUGAAUGUGGAUUUUUAUAAAAUAAAAGGCCAACUAUAUCUACUUCCUCAUUAAUGCUAUAUUUUACCCUCUAGAUAUAUUAUCACACUUUCUUCUGCCAAAUCUUCUAUUGUAAUGAUUUGAAAUAUAGGCGCUAUGAUUUAAUAUUCUAUCUACUGUGCUGAUACAUUUUGUUAUUCAUACUGCUUUCUUUGUUUUGGGGGGUUUUUGUUUUUGUUUGUCUACAAAGAAGCAUGUAACUCCUGGAUCACAUGAAGCAAAUGUUAAAAGAAGAACAGCAAAAUCCUUAUUUAUUGAAAGAACUCUAGCUUUUCAAUAACAUUUCAUUCUUAGUGAUCUGUAGCUCUCCCUUGUACUCCUUCAUGGUAGGUUCUUUCCAGAUAGCUGUAGCAAAGAAAUGUCGUUUUUGUUCACUCACACUUGAAAUGUACAGCACCUAAUCCUUUCUUAAUUAAUUUACUGAUUUAUUUCUUUAAAUAUAGUCUGGUUAGGAAAAUAUGAUUCUGUGUAAUAAUCUUAAACUUUACAGAAGUAAAAUAUUAUAUAGUGAGACAGAUAUAUAUACUAAUUUAAAGGUAGUUUAUAUUUAUUUACCCAGCUAUUAUCAAAUAUGUUUUUAAUCUUAUAACUGAUAGAAAUGGAGAAAAUCAGUGAUUUCUAUUUUAGAUCAGAAAUUACUGCCAUGUGUUAUAGCUUGUAUGAUAACCCUGCUAUAAAAGCAGAGGUGAGGAAAUCUUUUCCUAAGAAAAUUGCUAUAAGCAAAAGAUUACAGUCAAAUAAUUAACAUUUGUGUUGUUUUCUAAUCAAUAUUGGCCAAAUGAAUGUUCAUCAAGUUCUCAUUUGAGAUUAAUAGUUUGUGUUACUUAUGGAUGUAUAGAAAAGAACUAACAAAUUAAAAAUUUGUAGAAAACCUAGGAAUGAAAACCGUGGCAGUAAUUCAGAGAAUAUGCUUGCUCUGCAGAGCCAUCAUUCCAAAACUUUUUAUUCUGAAGAUUAUUGUGUUUAGCACUUGAAUUUUAUCUAUUUUACUCUUCAGCCUCCUUAACAUGUUUCCUUGAGUCACAUUCUGAGCACACUAGUGCUCAAUAGUAACUCCACUUGAAAACAGAAGACCCACUGUGCGAGAAUCCUUAUAAAGUGAUAGUAGGAAGCGAACACUAGAGAGGUGGUGAGGACCUUGUCUUGCCCUUUACCAGCUGAGUAAUCCCAUGUGAAACUCAAAUACUAGAGUUUCCUAAGGCAGACUAUGAAAAUCCCCAGCUCUUCUCACAGUGGUUCAGUGUCUAGCUGUGUUCAUUUUAAGGAAAUGUGAAAAAUAUUAGUCCUUAAAAGUAAAUUACUUGGUAAAUAGUUAUUUUAAAUGCUUCAGUUAACAACAAUAUAAUACUAGUAUUGUCUGUUUCUAAGGUAUUUCUGUGGUCAAAUUCACUGCCCUUAACUUAAUUCCAUAAUCAGCAUCUAGAGAGCAUGCAGUUGCUCUUGCUUAGUAGUGAAAUGCCACAGUUAAACUAUCAGAGGUGUCAACAGGAUCAGUAGCAUUUAUCAAUCCCAAGAUGCUUAUUUUACUCAUCAUCUCAUCAUAAUUUUAUGUCAUCUCAUCAUAAUUUUAUAAGUCAAUCAGCGAUGCCCAGGUAUCAGGAAGGGGCAUAGAUAACAGGUGCAGGCCUUCUCUGCCAUCAUUCUUGCUACUUUUCCUUUCCUAACCCAUAACCUUACACAUACUUCACUGAAAUUGAUGCCAUCCAAAGAGAUCUUCCAUAAACUGAUGCCGACAAUACUUACUAGACCAACACUCCACACCCACGCCUUUUGCCUUUUCAGUUAUCUCCACAGGAAUAUCUUUCUGCUCCUACCAAAGUCAGUUAGUUCAAUUGUACAAUAAGUAUACCCUUUCCCUAUUACUGAAUGGUAUCUUUUCUUAAACUGUAUACUUCAUCAAGUUUUGACUCAAUAGAAAUAUUCCAGUCUGCAUGCAGUGUUUUCUCCUGUCUUUUUUUUUUAAUUUUGAUCCUCUCAUACAUGUAUGCAACAUAUCGUGAACAUACUCACCUUGGGCUUUCCCCUCUCUCCUCCCCUCCCACUCCUGUCUCCCAUUUUAAAACGCUGACCCACCUUCUCUUGUUGUCACCUCUUUCACCCACACACUAAUGCCUCUUCUAGUCCUUCACAGCAAAAUUCACAGGAUUGUCUCCAGUCUCUUUCCCAGGUUCUUUCUGUCCCUAAAUCUACUCCAGUCAUGCUCUGACCUCCACCGUUCCUCCAAAUCUGCAGUGAGCAUCAAUGGUGGCCACACCGCUGAUUGUGUUUGUUCUCAGUCUCCAUGUUCACUGGCCUGUCAACAGUGUGUUCCCCAUUCUGUUACAUCACCUUCUGUGCUGUGCUUCCUGUCGUUAGUGUCCAGGAUUCUACACCACCGUGGUGAUCCUGCUCCUGGUCUCUUCCUGGUUCCCCCUCUUGGCCCCAUCUCACUGAUGGAAUGUCCUAGUCUUAGGAGCAUCGUAUGUCUUGCCUUUUCCAUGCUGUUAUAUACAGAAUGCAUACCUCAGGAUUUUGUGCUGCUUUCAAACCUUAAAUGUUACCAUACAAAGACCAUUUCUCACAGAUGCAGAGGCAGGAAAAUCCACGAUCAAGAUGCCAGCAUCUAAUGAGAGCUUUCUUGCAGCAUAUUCACCUGGCAGAAGGUGGAGGGCCAGAGAAAGGGACCAGGGCAAUGCCUUCCCAUGACAGAAGAGAGAAGCCAUUCCUGAAAAUGUGUAAUAUAGCAAGUAGUAACCCUAGCCUCCCAACACUGUUUCAUUGGGAUAAAUUACUGCCUAUGAAUUGUGGAGAAGACAAAGCUCUCUCUCAAACUGCAGUAACCAUGAACUAACAGAAUCUUUAUGAAGGCUCUUAUAAGCUCCUUACUAUAUUUUAAUGUUCAUGGUUUAAAUUGAUAAUUUCCCAAAAUAUUUCCUAAAAUUUAAGUUUCAGGUCCUAAGUACUUGAACUCCCCGGACUGCCUGCAGCUGCUUGCUUCAUGUUGCCGCUUACACAUCUAACUGCUCGCUUAAGUACAGCAGUUCCAAGGAGCACCCUAAACCUUCUCCUUUCAAAGCCUGUAUUCUCUUGCCUGCAUCUGAAUGUUUUAAACCAGUUUACAUGGUAAAAGCCAAUAUACCUAAACGUACAUCGGCACUUUUGGGAUCUGCCUCUGCGCACACUGCUUUUUGUAUCUGAUCAGUUCACUGCCUCUCACUCACUCUGGGCAUUUACACCACACAAUUGCUGCUCGUUUCAGACACUGUAGAUUCUUCCUCAGUGCUCUGCUCUUGCUUUUUCUGCACAUGAAAUUUUAAUCUCGGAGAUCCGUUUGGUAAAACCUUUGUAAUCCUUCAAGACUAUUCCAAAUCUGCCUACUCCUGAAGGCCACUCGACUGCCUUGUUUAGUACCUGUUGGGCCUGUCUCUCACCCCAACACUCCUCGUUGCUUUUUUCAUGCUGUUCUUUGUUCUGCUGUCUUGGGAGUACUGUGCACUUUCUUACUAAUACAUUUGUUGUAUACUGUGUGCCCCAUCACUCCUUUAGACUGUUACAUUUUAUGACAAUAGACAUUUUCUCCAUUUUACAAACUCUCUGGUGUAUGAAAUAGAACCUGGAGCACAGUAGGUUGUGAAAAAGUACAUGUCAAGUGACUAGCAUUAGAGCAGUUUUAUAGAAUCCUUCAAAUGAAACUUGGCCCAGGAAUUGUUUAUAGUAGUGUAAACCAAAUAGAAGAAAGUGAUUUAUUGAAUAAAGAGGUUAACCUUAAAGAAUAUAGUCUUUGCUACCUUUCCUUCUAUUCAUCGGCAUUAUCUCUCACAUAUGAAGUGUUUGUCAUUUCGUAUGGAAAAAAUAAAAAAUAAUCCAAUAGAAAAAUGAGUGAAGCUCAGGAAAGGUAAUUUACAGAUAAAGGAAUAGAAAUGGCUGGUAAAAACAUGUUCAGUUUCACCAGCAUCAGGAUGGGUAGCAGUGUCUGUCACAAGGUUAAGCUGUUCCCCAGAUAGACAGAAUUUUAUGUAAGUGUAUAUGAUACACAUGUAUCCAAUUGAGAAACAAUGUGUGUAUUUGGAAGUCACAUUUUGGUAAAUGUAUAGAACUGAGCGUUUGCACACGUGUUGGUAAAGGAAGCACUGUGACACACCUCUUAAGAACCUCAAGAACCUAAGGAUUGUUCUGAGGCAUCGAUAGAUAGAUGCAUGAGUGUUUUACAUUAGCAUUGUUUACAUUAGCAAAAGUAGGAAAGCAACUUGAUCCUUAUAGGUCAGUUCUUGAAGGAUUUCUAGUAUUGCAGAGUGUUAUUUGGGGAAUCUAUAAAGUAAUGGAAAAGAUCCAUGUAAACAGCUUUAUAAUAGCUUUUUUCUAUGAACUAGAGAAAAGUACAUUCCUAAAAUAUAUGCCUAUCUUAAUGGUCACAAAAUAUCUGCCAUGUUUUGUGUUUGAAUGCAUUAAGGUGAUGACAGAAGUAUGAAAAUUACUGGCUUUUAUUACAAUGUCUUCCCUCCUAAAAGUUAGCUAAAAAUGACAACGGGAUGAAAAUUCAGAUAUCAGUUGUGAUACAUAUGAUGUGUUAAAUAGAAAUAAGUAGUCUCUCAAGGGAAAGAUUUGAUGUCAUAUGUGCCUCUGAGCUGCAAAAUGCCCUGAAUUAUACGUCUUGGAAUGUGCUAGUGAAUGUCAGAUAGGAUCCCUGGGGAGAGAGCUCUGUCCCAGAGGGGUGCUCAUUUACUAUAAGAGAAUGACCAUUUUUUUCAUGUUUUAAAAUUAUACCAAAUUAAUUAUUAUAUAAUAAAUGUAAUUUUUAUCUUUCAUGAUUAUCACAUCAAAAGUUCUUGAGCCCAGCUUCUUAUCAAAGCUACUUGUGAAGUUUCUAAUAUAAUAGCUCCUAGGGGGGCAAGGUAAAACAUUUAUAUUUUAACAGUUGAUAUCUACAAAAGUUUUAGUGUAGGUAUUAGUUUAGGAUUGAGAAGAUUUUCUAAUUAAUAUGAUUUAAGGUACAAAGUUAUAUUGUUCAAAAGGUGUUUUCCUGUCUGAGGUUGCAUUAGUAGACUUUCCUAUUGUCGGAUAUGGUUAGAUAUCUUUCCCUGGAGAUCUUUCCAUGCAAAUUAUAAUCAUUCUUUUAAAGAUUUUGUUCUAUUAUUGCCAAAAAUUGUGGAACCAGAUUAAGUAGAUGAUUUCUCCUCAUGUUUCCUUCAUUUCCAGUAUCUCCACUGUUAUUGUAGAUAUGAGGUGUAUGCACCCUCCCACAUACACAAACACACACAUUCAUGUUCAUAAUAUGGCUUCACAGUGGUUAAUUUACUGCUCCAAUACCUUUGAUGAUUUUUAAGUCACACGUUUUCCACCUUAAUACUUAAUUACCAUUAUUUAGUCAGUCUUUGCAUUUGCCCUAUCUGGAUGACACUGUGUAUUGUCUUUGCAUUUGCCCUAUCUGGAUGACACUGUGUAGUUCUACAAUGCAAAGUACUCUUUCUCUUUAAUUCCUGAAGUUUUUCUAAUCUCCACAGCCAUCGCCAUUCAUCUGCUUGACAUUUUCACUUCAGUGUCCAAUAGCUAUUUCAAGUGAAAAUGUCCAGAAUAUCUUCCUUUCUGGCCGCAUGCCUCAUCCUUUCUCCCCAUCAUCUGCAUCAUUAAACACACUCUCUGACUUUGUGCAUAGAUCUCUUCAUGUUUCACUUUGUUUGUUUGUUUGUUGGUUUGGUUUGGUUUGGUUUUUCGAGACAGGUUUUCUCUCUGUAGCCCUGGCUAUCCUGGAACUCUCUCUAUAGACCAGUCUGACCUUGAACUCACAGAGCUCUGCCUGUCUUGGCCUUCAGAGUGCUGAGAUUAAAGGCAUGAGCCACUACCACCCAACUUCCAUUUUUUUACUGUUUAAGUUGAAUAUUGAAUUAAGUGAGAGCCCUAAUUUGCAUAUCAAAAAAUCUAAAUUUUUCAGAUACACUUUUUUACUAACCAGGAUUAAAAAUUGUUUUAGUACAUAUGUACCAAAAUGGAUGUGAUGAGACUUUAAUAAUAUCAGUAGGCUUUUUUUUAUUUAACCUGUGAAUAAUUGUAAGUUGCCCUUCUUCUAUAAACAGAACUUCAGUUCAGUAAAAUCAGAUUUUUUUAAAGCCACCAGAUUACCCUAAGUUAUUCUUAUUUUUAAAAUAGAUUUCUUGGCCAUAUUGUAUCAUUUUACAACUUCUCUGGUUCCCUGCAGUUGACUCUAACAGCUUUCCUUUGUGUGUAACUGUCUACAGUGCUUGUCAUCUCCGAGUAACAGUAGUAGUUUGAAGUGCUUCUCUGCUAGAAAGCAUGGACUGUUUCCCUUUCCUCCUUCCACCCGACCUCCUAAGCGGUGAUGCAAUGUGACCUUAAAAUAUACAUCAUUCACAAAACAGAAGGAUGCUUCAGAAGCAAAGCAAAAUAGUGUUAAGUCAAAUAAUAAGCAUAUUAACUUCUUUUCCUUGCUUUUAGAAAUUUUGUGGAGACUACUGUUCAUUUUCUGUCUCCUUCCAGAGACACACAAAAGGAGGUCCACUGUCUCCCUCACACUAUCUUAGCUUGUAGAAAGAAGGGAGAAUGAAGUGUGGAAAAGAAACGGAAUGAGGUACUACCUCUGUAGUACUUCUAGAGAUACCUACUCAUAUGUAUCAGGUAUAGUUUGAGUUUAAAAUGCAAAGCUUGAAGCAAAAGAGAAAGGCAUUCAUGUACAAGUACUCCUUGAGUGAGUCGGCAGAUGCCCAUAUUGAGCCAUGUUAUUAACUGGCCCCUCUUACCACUUAAUCAAAUAACACUUGGUCCUAGACCUCUGAAGUUAAUCUGACUACAUUUUCAUGGCUGAACUGGGCUAACCACUAGCUUCAGAACCUAUGAUACUAUAAAACAUGGUGGAAAAUAAUACUUUAAUAAAUGAACAUGUAGGAAUAAGGCAGAUGUUACAUAUUUAAUUGUCAGUGUGACAGUGUUGGAUUUAUAAGUGACUAAGAACCUGUUAGUGUUGGUUUCAAAGAUUUUCUGAUGAGAUUAAAAUGUCACUGUCCUUAACGUUGGAAUACUUCAGUAUAUGCAUGAUGUAGAUUGAAAUUUUAGAAUUUGAGAAUGAUAAACCUUUCUCUUGAUUUGAGAAACCAAAGUCAGGUACUAGAGAUACACAGUUAAGAGUACUUACUGCUUUCGCAAAGGACCUGGGUUCAGUUCCCAGCACCCUACAGAAGCCUUAAAAUUGCAACUCCAGCUCCAGGAGAUAUGAUGCCCUUUUCUGACGUCAGGAGUCACCACAUGUGCAUGGUACAAUUACAGACAUGCAAGCAAAAUACACAUAUAAAAUAAACUGAUCUUUUUUUUAAUUAAAAAAUAAUACACCCAAUGUUGGGUGUUUUUUACAUAUACCCGCAAUGUCUGUGUCUGUGGUAAAUCAUCUUUUAAAUAAUUGUAUUCCUGUAGAUCUUGUUUUAUUUCUCUGAUGAUUACCCAUGUGUAACUUAACCAGGUACAAAUAGAAACAGUAGAGUCAGAUAAGAUGGUGGCCUACAGGAAGAUGCCUUUUUGCUUAGGAGAAAUAACAUAAUAAGAAAUGUAGGAAUAAUGACACUAUGAGGUAUGAGGUUUGAUUAUUUUUAUAGGUACAGCUAAACUGCUUGUGUGAUACACUAUACUUCAGCAGGUGAAAACGCACACAUUGACGGAAAAGUCAGCGUAAAGAAAGAGAAAAGCUGUAUGUCAUCAGGAAGACAUGGAAGAUUCAAGGCAAAGACAGAGAAACCUAAGUUUAGACUGUACUUAGGAACUCACAGCUAAAAUGUGGACUGAGUGAGGGAUUCACAGAUGAUGAUACCAAGACAGGAGACACUAGAGACGAAACUGGCAAGACAAGAUGAGGCACAGUCGAGAGAAGUUCACAGACUGCAUGGGAACCCAGGGAGUGCAGGGCAGGUUCUUAUUAGGAAGAGUUACUGGAGGAAUCUAUAAAUGUUUCUCAGAUUGUCUUGUGUGAUAAAACUUAAGGUUUGUUCUACUUCAUCUUUAUAAUUGAAUAAGGUAGAAUUAAGGUUAGGAUUAUAAUUCUUUAAAGACAAAUAAUUUUCAGGAAAAAAGUUUACUAAGAUUAAUAACUGUUAAAAAGUUCUUCUAAUAUCAUCCAUAAAAUAAAAUUAACUUAGUUGGCAACUUUAUUUGCCAUCCUUAAAAAGUGGUUAUAUAUUGGGGUUAUUUAGAUUUCAAUAAUCAAAUUAUUUUUAUUAAAGGAUUAAAUAAAUUAGAAUAAGACAAUAUUUCUUAAGUGCAAAGGAAAUCAAAAGCAUGUGUAAGAUGUAUAAACACACUCAUAUGUGUCCACUAUCGAACGUGGAUUUAUAUGUUCACUUCCUGCUGCCUUCAAGAGCAGAAUGACAUGACCUCACAGACACUUUUUAAAAUGUCCCUAGCAGAUCUGUGUACUGAAGGAAGCAUUGUUGAUUCUUGCUAAAAUUAGCUAAUGAAGUUCAGAAAAUCUCAGCUACAGAAACUAAACUUCCACUCCGAUUUUGAAGGUGAUUUAGCUCAUUCUAACCUCAGCCCUACACGGAGAACAACGAAGUUACUUCAGUGCCCUGUCAGUGACUGCAGUCUGGUUUGAGGUGCCCAGGGAGGGCACAUAGAUAGAGAUGUGGUUGUCAACAAAUCCAAGCUCAAGGUUAAUAUCUCACUUUUUAAUUUUAAGGUUUAUGUACAUGUCACACUUGUAUACUUGUGCAGCACCAUUUUAUUGUGAUGAAGUACGUCCGGGUGUGCUGAUUCUUGUGGCUACACCCUCAGUAUAAAUUAACAAAAUGGCCACAUUGGACUAUUGUAAACACCCAGUGACUACAGUAAUUUCUCCUCACCAAUUGGUGAUAGGGUAACAAGCACUACUUCUAAAUAGAGCUGUGUCUUCCAGAACAGCAAAUCUCACCAUCAGAAUGCCCAGAUGAUGUAACUUUAAAAUAAUAGAAACAUUUUAAAAGAUUAUUACUGACUUGGUGGCCAUUUUAUAAAGUUAAAUGACUAUGUGUCCGAUUGAAAAAAUAAAAUACUAUUAAGAAUUUUAUUGAUCUUCACCUCUAAAUAUAGCCAUAAAACAAAUAAGAUAUUUGUGAGUAACCCCAAAACUACUAGGUAUUAAGGAACAUGAAAUUAAUGUUUUGAAAAAUUUAAGUGGGUAUUUUCUACUGCUGUCUUUGUUAACUUUGCUUUCAUAAUUCUAUUCUACCUGUUCAUAUUUCUCAGAGCAGAGAGUUUCUUUAAGCUACACCGGAUGAAGAGCUAGUAGCCGCAUUAUCAUUUUUGGGCUUUAUGAAAACAUUACCAUUGCUGUAUAGUUAUUAGUCCCUCUGUUUUGACAUGCUGAUUUCUCAUAGACUGUAUUGCAAAAUAUAGACAUUCAAGGAACUUUUUGUUUAACAAUUUUGACUUGAAGAUUGCUUUUUCCUUUGAAAAUUCUCAUUGUACAAGGUAGUUUUAUUAAAAUAUGAUAAAAGUCACUUUAAAGUUGUGGUAUUUCCAUCUUAAUAAAUUAUGUUUAAACUAA
Messenger RNA from Peromyscus californicus insignis, 10451 nucleotides. RefSeq names its product NOVA alternative splicing regulator 1 (gene Nova1). Bases 80 to 601 code for a protein of 173 amino acids. Gene Ontology annotation, molecular function: mRNA binding. NCBI's taxonomy places the organism in Eukaryota, Metazoa, Chordata, Mammalia, Rodentia, Cricetidae. The record is from RefSeq and is a predicted model, not a curated record. The transcript has 5 exons. Gene Ontology annotation, biological process: regulation of alternative mRNA splicing, via spliceosome; mRNA splicing, via spliceosome. Gene Ontology annotation, cellular component: nucleus; cytoplasm.